GGUCCAGGGGAUGGUCGGCCUGGUGACGGGCGGUGCGUCCGGUCUGGGUCGAGCCACCGUGGAGCGUCUGGUGCAGAGCGGAGCGUCCGCUGUGGUCCUGGACCUGCCGUCCUCUGAUGGACAUGCUCUGGCCUCCAGUCUGGGAGAUCGAUGUGUCUUCGCUCCUGCAGACGUGACGUCGGAGGCGGACGUGCAGGCGGCCGUGUCUCUGGCCAGAGAGAAGUUUGGGAAACUGGAUUUGGCCGUUAACUGCGCCGGCAUCGCUGUGGCUGUGAAGACGUACAACUUUAAAAAGCAGUGUCCUCACAGCCUGGAAGAUUUCCAGCGCGUCAUCAACGUUAAUAUCGCAGGAACCUUUAAUGUGAUCCGUUUGGCCGUCGGUGAGAUGGGAAAGAACGAGCCGGACGCUGACGGACACCGAGGCUGCAUCAUCAACACGGCCAGCGUGGCAGCGUUUGAUGGACAGGUCGGACAAGCUGCGUAUUCAGCGUCUAAAGGAGGAAUCGUCGGGAUGACGCUGCCGAUCGCACGAGACCUGGCACCGAUGGGCAUCAGAGUCAUAACCAUCGCACCUGGUCUGUUUUCGACGCCCCUCCUCGCCGGUCUUCCAGAGAAGGUGCGCUCGUUUCUCGCCCGUCAGGUGCCCUUCCCCUCGCGCCUGGGAGACCCCGCUGAGUUUGCCCACCUGGUGACAUCACUGGCUGAGAACCCGAUGAUUAACGGCGAGGUCAUCAGACUGGACGGAGCCAUUCGCAUGCAGCCUUGAGAGCGUGUGUGUGUGUGUGUGUGAGUGUGUGAGAGUGUGUGUGUGGUGGGGGGGUGGGUGUGUGCAGUACUUUGUGUAGUUUUCUAAUGUUAUUGGAAUUAAACUGAUUUGUUUCAUUUAUUCUGAAAA
Messenger RNA from Paralichthys olivaceus (Japanese flounder), 895 nucleotides. Lineage: Eukaryota; Metazoa; Chordata; Actinopteri; Pleuronectiformes; Paralichthyidae. The record is from RefSeq and is a predicted model, not a curated record.